Messenger RNA from Monodelphis domestica (gray short-tailed opossum), 4286 nucleotides. It is a transcript of the gene RDH5, whose product is annotated as retinol dehydrogenase 5. Gene Ontology annotation, cellular component: intracellular membrane-bounded organelle. The record is from RefSeq and is a predicted model, not a curated record. Lineage: Eukaryota; Metazoa; Chordata; Mammalia; Didelphimorphia; Didelphidae. Gene Ontology annotation, molecular function: all-trans-retinol dehydrogenase (NAD+) activity. Gene Ontology annotation, biological process: steroid metabolic process; retinoid metabolic process.
GCCUUGCUCAGUGGUUGUUCCAGCCCUGCGUCCCCAGCAAGGGCCGGCCCUGAACUGGGGGGAAGGGACGGACACGGGGGAAGAAGCGUGUCCAGCAGGGCCCGCCCACAGCAUGGAGCCACCGAGCCGCCCCAGUAGCAGGGAAUGAUCCUGGGGCAGAAGGGGGUCCCGAGGACCCUCGCCAGCCCCUGGGAUUAGGCUCAGCCGCCACGCUGGGGUUUAGCGGGCACCUGAUGCCCAGCUGCCGAGUCUCCUCCCCUCUGGACUUUAACCCUGAGCCGAGGAGCCAGGCCGGGCAGGGGGAGGGCUAGAGCCCCAGACGGAGCUGGGGAGCGAGUGCGGUGAGCCGUGAGGACGGAUCGGGCAGGGGAGCUGAGGGCGCAGGCCAUUCCCAGAGGGUUUCUGGGUACACCGAGAGGCGGGCAGCUCGAGGCACAAUGUGGUGGCUCCUACUCCUCGGGGCCCUGCUGUGGGGCAGCCUGUGGCUCCUCCGAGACCGCCUAGUCCUGCCCCCCAGUGACGCCUUCGUCUUCAUCACCGGCUGCGACUCGGGCUUUGGCCGGCACCUGGCGCUGCGGCUGGACAGACGGGGCUUCCAAGUUCUGGCCGCUUGCCUGACGCCCAAGGGGGCAGAAAACUUGAAGCGAGCCGCUUCUCCUCGGCUCUGCACCACCCUGCUGGAUGUCACUGACCCCCAAAACAUCCAGCGAGCGGCCGAGUGGGUGGGGACUCUCGUGGGGAAAAGAGGGCUCUUUGGACUGGUGAAUAACGCGGGCAUUGCGGGGAUCAUUGGCCCUACCCCCUGGCUGAGCCUGGAGGAUUACCGCAAGGUGCUGGAAGUGAACACGCUGGGGCCCAUUGGCGUUACCCUGGCUCUGCUCCCCUGGCUGAAACAGGCCCAGGGGCGGAUCAUCAACAUCACCAGCGUCCUGGGCCGUCUGGCCGCCAACGGGGGUGGCUACUGUGUCUCCAAAUUCGGUCUGGAGGCCUUUUCCGACAGCCUACGGCGGGACAUCGCUCCCUUUGGGGUACGGGUCUCUAUCGUGGAACCAGGCUUCUUCCGCACAUCGGUGACCAGUCUGGAGAAUGUGGAGGGAGCCCUUCAAGCCUCCUGGGAGCAGUUACCUCCUGCCACCCAAGCCAGCUAUGGGGACAGCUUUCUCCCCAAGUACCUGAAGGUGCAACGGCUCAUCAUGAACCUGAUCUGUGAUGGUGACCUGGGCAAGGUGAGCAGCUGCCUGGAGCACGCACUAACGGCCCGAUACCCCAGAACGAGAUACAGCCCUGGAUGGGAUGCCAAGUUGCUCUGGCUGCCUGCCUCCUACCUGCCUGCCAGCCUAGUCGAUGCUAUACUCACUUGUGUUCUUCCUAAACCUGCCCAGAUGGGCUGCUGAACCCAUUCAGCUCGAGGAAACUGAGGCACAGAAUGGGAAAAGGCUACCAUAAAACAAGUGGCCACCAGAGGGCGCUCCAGACACAACCUUCCCAGGACUAGAAGCAUUCUUCUGGGCUAGGUGCACUUCACGAGAUCACCACUAGGUGCCACAUUUGUCAGGUCUCAUCAGCCCCUCUCCAGUGCCACUUACUUCCCCGUCUCCCCAAGCCAUUCUUCCCUGGGUGAAGCAGGACAGCCAUCAAGACUGGCUUGGAAGGGGGCAGUAAAAGGAAGGUGAUGAUGCUUUCUGUUCAGGGAGCUCCAAAGGGUAUCCCCAGAAUUUUUGCACAUCACUUCUUCAGGGUUUCAGCCCAAGGUGCAAGCCUAAUCAUGAGCCACAGGCUUAAUAGGGAAGAUGGGCAUUCUUGGUGACAGGCCCCAGAAUCCUAUAGGUUCUUACUCCCCCCUUCCAUUCCCAGCUGUUUACGACUCACCUCACCACCCCCCAAUUAGAGUCCUGGUUUCUCCAAGCCAAAUUUCCCAUAACUACCAAGAUGGUGGGCUGUGGGACUGAGUAUAAGGAAAUAAAGAAGAUGGUGUGAGCAGAGGGAAACAUUAGAUGUGGACUCAUGAGAAAAGGGCCAUGGAGAUGAAAGAGAAGAUAAAAGAGGACAGCAUCAUGGUCUAGGACAGUGAUGGCAAACCUUUUAGAGACUGAGUGCCCAAAAUGUACCCUCACAUGCAUGUGAGCUGCCUUCUUAUCCCAGGCAGGGGAGGGAGCACUCCCAUUGGGUGCUGGGCAGAGGGGUGGGUGAUAGGAGAAAUAUCCUCAGGCACGUGGAGAGGGGGAAGGGAGCAGCCCCCUCCACCACACAAGCCAUAGGUUCACCAUCAUAGGUCUUGGAGAAGGACCACUGGAGAAAUAAAAGGACCCAGGCUCAAAUUUGAGUUGUGUACUUGGCAAAUGGGUAAUCACAGCCAAGUCACUCCCCCAUCCCAUUCUGAGCCUCUGAUGAACAACUUCUAAAGUUUCUUCCAAUACUGAAUAAUUUUAUGAUCCUAAGAGUGCACGAGGAGAGAGUGGGCAAGCACAAGACCUGAGAAAUAAAAAGGCCAGGGGCCAAGGACCCAAAGGAUAAACUGACACUUGACUUCUUUUCAGAGUGAAAAAAAAAAAUAAUCCAUUUUUCAUUGAAAAACCCAGGACACCAUAACCCACUCCACUGUUGCCAAGAGAAGGUGGGGAAGGGCCCAGGGGAGCCCUACAUCACCUCAUAGCCACUUCGGAUACUCUUCAUGAGGCAGCAGGCAAAGAUAACUCCCAAGAUCUGGAAGAAAAGAAGUGACUGUGACUAAGUGGGUGGGGCAGGAAAAAGGAAUCUGAAAUGGGCAGAGAAGGCCACUUUAGGGGAAUGGUGCCAAGCCUGGGCAGACCCAAACUAGGAAUGGCAGCAUACUCAGUAUCAUUCCCCAAGACGCCUGGGCUCUGUUCCACCCCACCCAGGGCACCCCCUCACCUCCACAAAUGUGAUGCCCAGAGCCACACCAGCCAACACCAAAGCUUUUUGCUUUAGCCAAUUUCCAAUGCUCUCCACACAGCCCUGGAAAGAUGCAAGAGGUUUUCACAAAGCCAUCUUACCCAUCUAAACCCUAUCCUGGAGCCUUGCUUCCCUGAGUCCCUCUUGUCCCAAGUCUGUUCUAUUUACUCUCUUAUACCUGAUGGCUCUCUUCAAUCCCAAACCAACCCCAACCUUUCCUUUCUUAUAUCGCCAAUCUCCCAGACACUCCUUGAGGUAAGGAUUCUACCCACAUUCCUCCUUCAAUGCGUCAAGCUCUUGACUUUUCGGAGAUCGCAAACUCCUCCAGUUCCCUUAAUCCCCAGUCCUCUUCUCUCCAGUCUUUUCGCUAUCCCUAGCCCCUAAUUCCACCUACUUUCUGGUUAAUGUCCGAAGGUUUGAAGCCACUUCCACAGCCGAGGGUAACAUUGACACAACAAGAGUCGGGAACCCUGUUCUUGGGCGUCAGGGGUAUGUGCUCCCAGUCUGUGUAGUUCGCUGCCCCACAGCAGUUGAACUAAAAUGGAGAGAAAGGUCAGUGAAGAGACUGAUAGGAAAAGAGGGAAGACCUUCUAGAUCUGUGGAUCUAUGGCCUUUUCAGUUACAUCCAACUCUUGGUAGAUCCCUUUGGGGCCUUCUUGUCACAGAUACUGGAGUGCUCUGCCAUUUCCUUCUCCUGCUUAUUUUACAGAUGAGGAAACUGAGACAAACAGGCCCCAGUGAUUUGCCCAGAUUUGAUACUCAGGAAUAUGAGUCUUCCUGACUCCAAGCCCAGCACUCUAUCCACUGUGCCAUCUAGGAACCCCUAGGUUUGUGGCUCAAUCAUUUUUCAGUUGUGUCUGCUAAAAUACCCCAAUGCACACAAGGCAACCAAGAUGUUGGGAAUUGGAAGCAACAGAAAGAAAAUGAAGCCAGCAGUGAGGCUUGAAAAGAUGGGACUAGGAGAAGGUGGGUGGCUCAGUGGAUUGAGAGCCAGACCCAGAGAUGGGAGAUCCUGGGUUCAAAUCUGUAUUCAGACAUUUCCUAGCUGUGUGACCCUGGGCAAGUCACUACCCUCAUUGCCUAUCCCUUACCACUCUUCUGCAAGAGAGAGAGAGAGAGAGAGAGAGAGAGAGAGAGAGAGAAAGAAAGAAAGAAAGAAAGAAAGAAAGAAAGAAAGAGAGAGAGAGAGAGAGAGAGAGAGAGAGAGAGAGAGAGAGAGAGAGAGAGAGAAAAGAAAAGAAAAGAUGGGGUGAGUUAAGCUCAGACUCCCCUUGGGUCAUCCUAUCCCCCAAAGCAUUUCCCUUAGUGGCCUCUCUAGGGAAACCUACUCCCACCCCUAAAGCACAUUAGAAAAAUAAAAUGUGAUAAUAUUU